Molecule: messenger RNA, 411 nt
Organism: Blepharisma stoltei
Lineage: Eukaryota; Ciliophora; Heterotrichea; Heterotrichida; Blepharismidae
Source: the annotation of a GenBank genome assembly
AUGGUGGACGCUAAUCUAAACGUUGAUGAUGCUUGUGUCGUAGCUUACAACCGCUUGAAGUUGACCAAAGAUAUCAAGUUUGUCACCUAUAAGGUCGAAGGUCAAUCCAACGUCAUUGUUGAGAGGGUUGGAGAAUUGGAAUCAACUUAUCAAGACUUUGUCCACAGCCUCCCACAAAAUGAGCCUCGCUUUGCUGUCUAUGACUUUGAUUAUACUGCAGACGAUGGAAUUACAUCAAAGAAAAUUGUUUUUAUUCAUUGGUCACCUGAUAAUUCCACAGUCAAAAAUAAGAUGAUUUACGCUUCAUCAAAAGAAAACUUGAAAAGAAGAUUUGCAGGAAUUCAUAGAGAAGUACAAGCUUGUUCAUUAGCUGAAGUGGAGCAAAGAGAAAUCGCCCAAGCACUUAGAUAA